Molecule: messenger RNA, 561 nt
Organism: Sporisorium graminicola
Lineage: Eukaryota; Fungi; Basidiomycota; Ustilaginomycetes; Ustilaginales; Ustilaginaceae
Exons: 2
Coding region: 1-561 (186 amino acids)
Biological process (GO): vesicle-mediated transport
Cellular component (GO): membrane
Source: RefSeq, a predicted model, not a curated record
AUGUCUUGGUUCGGCAGAAGCGAGGGCGGCAACGCAUCCUCGAGCGGCAACGCCUUUGCAGGCACCGGUCCGUCGCGGUGGAUCAACAUGGACACGCAGAACAUCAAGAACUUUGGCGGCGAACUCACCGGCGAGAACGACGCCUUCUCGAAAACGUUUGGCAUCGAAUUGACACGCCAACAACGAAUGAUUGGAUUCGCAGCAUGCACAUUGGGUGGAUUCGUCAUUUCGUUGCUCGGAACUUUGCUGCUCUUGACGGGCUCGCUAUCGGUCUUCGUUGUGCUUUAUGCGGUCGGCGUGCUGGUCUCGCUGACAGGGACAGGCUUCUUGAUCGGGUUCAUGAAGCAGUUCCGGCAGAUGUUUAAGCCAGUGAGGAUUGCGUUUACCUUGGUCAUGAUCCUCGCGUUCAUCAUGGUAUGGGUGUCAGUGUUUGCCAUCGGCAGCACCGUGCUUGCCAUAGUCUUUGUGAUUGUUUUGUAUGUCGCCUUCUUGCUCUAUUCGCUGAGCUACAUUCCAUGGUGCAUCGACUUUAUCAAACGCAUGGUUGGCAAGCUCUUCUGA